AUGCCUUGGGUUGCACUUCCAUACUAGGACUAUAAAGUAAAGAAGUUAAAGUAUGUGUUUAAUGUGACUGAAUUACCAAAGCUUGUAUUUCUAAGAGUCAAGGAUGGCUCUGUUGCUUCAGAUGAUGGAAAAGACUUAGUUUUAAGGUUAGGAAAAGAAGCUGUGCACUAUUUGAAGUUCCAUUAAUACCACUCCAAUACACUGACUAAUGACAACCAUGUGGUAGAGGAAUAACUCAAGAAAGACUAAAUGAGACAGGAUGUGCUAGAUCAUUUCUAUGAUUAUGAAGGCUACGAGUUUAAUGCUCCACCAACUGACUUUGAUAAUAGGCCAGUAAUAGGCUUAAAGUCAGACUUGGAGUUUCAUUUGAGGCAGUGA
Stylonychia lemnae is the source of this 378-nucleotide messenger RNA. The record is from the annotation of a GenBank genome assembly. NCBI's taxonomy places the organism in Eukaryota, Ciliophora, Spirotrichea, Sporadotrichida, Oxytrichidae.